This is a messenger RNA of Colossoma macropomum (tambaqui), 825 nucleotides long. Its product is annotated as complement C1q-like protein 3. The record is from RefSeq and is a predicted model, not a curated record. Gene Ontology annotation, molecular function: protein binding. The transcript is spliced from 4 exons. Lineage: Eukaryota; Metazoa; Chordata; Actinopteri; Characiformes; Serrasalmidae. Bases 26 to 589 code for a protein of 187 amino acids.
AAGAAAGCAGCAGGACGACUGCAGCAUGGAGCAAAAGCUGGACUGCAUCGUGACUCAGUUCACAGAUAUGAUGGAGGAGCUGAGGAGAGAAAUCAGAGAAGUGGAAAAACUGCAGGAUUUAGAGAAGAGACUGAAAACUAUGGAAGCAACGCUGGAGGAGCUGAAGAAGGACAAAGAGAAAAAGGUCGCCUUUUCUGCAUCACUGUUGGCCUCUGGAGAGGGACACACUGGACCCAUGAACCCUGUGCCGUCACCACUGAUCUACAAAAAAGUCUUCAGCAACUACGGAAACGGCUACGACUCAAAUACAGGGAUUUUCACUGCUCCGAUUAAAGGAGUUUACUUUUUCAGGUUUUACGCUCACUGUCACCCUGGCACCAAAAUGGCUGUCAGCCUGUACAAAAAUGAUCAGGGGCAGUGCUCUGUGUUUUCUUGGAAGCCAGUAACCAAUGGCAACGCCAGCAACAGCACUGUCCUCACUCUGGAGAAGGGAGAUCGGAUCUACACCAAGCUCUGGGAGGACAGCUGGGUGUUCGAUGAUCCAGCUGGCUACACAAGUUUCAGUGGAUUUUUGCUUUUCUCUCUUUAAACGUAAACCUGAAAUUCUGAAACGUCAUAGAUUCAGCAUUUACAUUAUAUUAUAACAUUUACAUUACGCCUUAAUAUGUGGGUGCGGGUUAUAUUGCUGGAUCUUACAGUUAGAAUAUUGGAGAAACAUUAUUCAGACAGUUUAAUCAUAAAGGAGGGAACGUAUUUCUCAGAACCUGGUAAUAAAGUCUCAUAUACUAUCUAAAAAUCAUCUGAGCAUUUAAUGGCCAUCUUUCU